AUGCCUGACUCGCCCUUCGCGAUGUCUGACUCUCUCGCCAAGGCCAUGGUCGAAGCUGAUGCUCCCACGAAGCACGUCCGCUGCCUUAUGGACGACAUCUCCGUUGGCUCUGAUGAUGCUCGCCAUCUUACUGCCCUUCGUCGAGACAUCACUCAGCGGUUGUCACAUCGCAUGUUCGAGACCAAUGACAAGAAGGAGGUCAGCAACCUUCCCGACCAGAUACCCAGUGAUCCCCAACCAUGUCUAGGUGUGCAAUGGCAUCCGAAGUGUGACUCUCUGUCUCUCAAGUCAGACCUUCGUCAUAAGGCCUCAACGGUGACCACAGUCAAGCUUCUCAAGCGUUACGGCAACGGCUUCUACGACCCCCUUGGUUGGCAUCUCGAGCUCUCUAUGCAGCUCCGCCUCCUGUGCCGCCAAGCCAGGUCUAACGCCGACCCGCACACUGGUCACCUCCGCGCUGAGGACACCCAGGCUCUGGUCGCCUGGGAGAAUCAAUUGAAGGCCUUCGACCUAAGAGUCCCUCGACUUCUACGUCGACCAGACAGCAGUGACACCGCAGGCGCUGCUCUGUUGUACACCCUCCACGGCCAGCUAUCUCUAUCUCUCGGCUACGUCAAGCUGACUCCCACCACUGGCGCCAACCGUUAUCGGUCUGUCUUUUUCCAGCCCAUCGACAACGUGGUGCGGACGGUUUCUGAGCCUGUCCACGACUCUGACACGCCCCUACCUGGGCCCCCAGAGUCUCAUCAAGUUUCUGAUGAGUCCAUUCCUGACAAGGCUCCUAGCGUCGAGACCACCGUUAGCCCCCAAGUUGAAGCUGAUUCUUCGAAGGCCUUAGCAAGUGCUCAGGACGACGCCCACGUCAACGACACUGCUCCAAGUGCUCUACCUUCGAAGGCCUUCACAUCAACCACCGGCUCUUCAGCAGACGACACAGUCAUUCACGAGCCUUCUUCGACCUCCUCUCGGCCAAGGACUAAACGGACUACUGUUCCACGCCGUACCGGUGACCCCCAUCCUGAAGUGAAGAACUUCGCGUACAUCAAUUCUUCUGGUCGAGGUGGACUCCAAUAUGGAAGGGUUAUCAGCGUUGACCAAGGCCUUUACCGACUGCAACUAGCAGACCGUUCUGCCGACGGAAACUCUCUACGCCUUCGCUCUGAUAUGGCCUCUUCUCCGACUGCCUAUCUACUUCGUGUCCAAGGAGACUCUGACGACUUCCCCGACAACAAGACCGAUUUCCGUCUGACUCGAGCGUCUGUCCGUUUCCUUGACAACCUCAAGAUGACCAAGCGCUGA
Messenger RNA from Perkinsus marinus ATCC 50983, 1299 nucleotides. RefSeq lists its product as hypothetical. The record is from RefSeq and is a predicted model, not a curated record. Lineage: Eukaryota; Perkinsozoa; Perkinsida; Perkinsidae. The transcript is spliced from 3 exons. The coding region runs from base 1 to 1299 and encodes 432 amino acids.